Messenger RNA from Chiloscyllium plagiosum (whitespotted bambooshark), 5221 nucleotides. It is a transcript of the gene sytl5, whose product is annotated as synaptotagmin-like 5. The record is from RefSeq and is a predicted model, not a curated record. Gene Ontology annotation, biological process: exocytosis; intracellular protein transport. NCBI's taxonomy places the organism in Eukaryota, Metazoa, Chordata, Chondrichthyes, Orectolobiformes, Hemiscylliidae. Gene Ontology annotation, cellular component: plasma membrane; exocytic vesicle. Gene Ontology annotation, molecular function: phospholipid binding; small GTPase binding; neurexin family protein binding.
GAAAGAGAAUAUUUGCUUUACAAGCUUGUACGGGUUGCAUGUUCAUGUCAAUCACACCAAAUUCAGUUCAAUAUUUCAUCAAAUCGACGAAACAAUCCUGUCUUCACCAACAAACCGUGUGACGAAAGUUUAUAACAUUUCACCCAAUGCCAGUAGGAUUGCUCAUUUCCAGCAAGUCCGAGCUUCUCCGCGGUUCUGAGAACCCGCCCCUUUUAAGGCAGAGAAUAUCAGUAGUUGCUAGGUUAGUGCACAGACCAGUGUGGAGGGAGGAACACGGAAGAGGGAUAAAAGCAAUCGGCAGCUCUUUCCAUUGAACCCCCAAGAUCUCCGUCCCUGCUAUUAGCGUUCAGAGCUGCAAAGCAGCCAGUAACAUUAGAAGGCUGGAUUCAGUCGCAGUGCCUCCCCACAUACACUGCGCGAUAAGAAACAAAGGUGACCCAAAGCUUCAAGAAAUAAAUGCAUACAUCUUGUGGAUGCAGAUAACGCCAUGAUACCCAAACAGAUUAAUGCAGAGAUUGAUGUUACGGGAACUGGAAGAAUCUAAGUUUGGUUAUGAAGGUGUAACAAGCAAUUGUCGAUAAAUUGCUUCAAAGGAAUAGUUAAUUUGUAAAUUCUGAAACAGUAUUAACAGUGCCAUUCCAAGGAGAGUUAUUUUUGGAGAACAUAUAUUCAGUCAUGUUUAUUGGGAAGAUUGUCACCUUGAGCCAUUUCAGUUCACAUUUGUUACGUUCACUUCAUUGACUCCUGAAUUUCUCAGACAGUAGUUUUCUUCAAAACUAAUCUUCAUUACCAGUGUCACAGAACCAAGGAGAGUGUUACAAAGUUUGACACUGCCGAAGCAUGUCCAAAACCACAGAGAUUGUCAAUCUCUCAUUCUUAAUGGAUAAUGAAAAGGAAAUGAUCUUGGAGGUUUUACGCCGUGAUGAGCAGUUGCGAAAAGCUGAAGAAAAGAGAAUAAGGAAGUUAAAGAAUGAGCUCAUCAAAAUCCGAGGUUCUUCGAUAAAUCGAAGAAAGCAGCAAAUCAGUGACCGAGUCUGUAAACGAUGUCAGAAGACGCUUGGCCUAAUCUUCUUCAGAGGAGACCUGUGCCAGACAUGCAAUGACCGCGUGUGUACGGAAUGUAGAAUUAUUGCCAAUGAUGGGACCUGGAAGUGCACUGUGUGCGCUAAAGUUGCAGAGCUGAGGGUUGUCACCGGAGAGUGGUUUUUUGAAGCGAGAGCAAAACGAUUUGAACCUGCAUCAGGAAUGGGAUCUGAUCUCAUCAAACAGUCAAUCAUCAGGAAACCUCUCGGAGACAAGACUGACCAACCAAAGGAAAAAACAAAUCAGAAAAAUACAGAUGAAGCUUCAAGGACCUCCACAUUAACCAGAAAUGAGAAAAAGGUGGUUCCUGAAGUAUUCAAACGGAUUAAAAAACAAGGGAAGUCUAAUCAGAAGGUUCAGAACGGUCAGGGAAUCGAUACAGCAUCUGAGGAUGGAAAAAGUAUCAGCUUUGCAGGUUCAGAUUUUGAAAUGGAAAGUAUACCAUCCGCAACGUUGUCUGGCAGCAGAACAUCCACCCCAGUGCUCCAGAUCUCACCAGCAUCCAGCAAACGCAGCAUUGUUUCAGAGAGUAACAAGAGGGCUAAAUCUUCAGAAAGUGUUGACACUCUGUCAAUGAGUAACAGUGUGCCCAAGGACCUGGUCAAAGGAAAAAACAAUAUGCCUAAAAUAGCAAUUUCCAGAUAUUCCAUUUCAUCAGAUCGCAGUAGAUCAGAGUUGGACUUGAGUGGAUCCUAUACAUCCGGCAAUGAAGAUUCCAUUAGCCUCAGGAGUAAAAGUGUACCUGGAGGUCUCAAUGAAGCCAUGGAUUAUCUUGAGGAAGAAGAGGAGGAGGAGGAGGAGGAGGAGGAGGAGGAAGAAGAUAUCGAUGACUUGGUCUCUAUGUAUCGCCCAAGCAGUGGAAGAAGCAGUCUGGGAAGUGGUUUAUCGGUGCAUUGCCAGUCAAGCUCUGACAAGAAGUGGACAUUCCUUAAUGUACCUGAUCACGAUGCAGAAACCACCAGUUUAAAUAGUAUGAUAAGUGUCUACAGUGAAACAGGAGACUAUGGCAAUGUCAAUAUCAGUGGGGAAAUCCUCCUUGCAAUCAACUAUAACUACAAAAGUGGGGCAUUAAAUAUUAUUGUGAAGGAAUGUCGCAAUUUAGCAAUCGGAGAUGAAAAGAAACAAAGGACUGACCCCUAUGUGAAGACUUACCUCCUCCCAGACAAAUCUCGCCAGAGCAAGCGCAAGACUAAGCUCAAAUCAAACACAACAAAUCCAGUUUACAAUGAAACAUUGAAGUACGUCAUUAGUCACUCACAACUGGAGACAAGAACUCUACAGCUGUCAGUCUGGCAUUAUGACAGGUUUGGACGGAACAGUUUCCUGGGUGAAGUGGAGAUACCAUUUGAUUCAUGGGAUUUGGAAAAUAACAUUGAGGAUUGGUUUCCGCUGCAGCCAAAGGUGGAGGCCCCUGUAGAUAAUGUUCUACAGUAUAAAGGAGAAUUGACAGUUUCUUUGCGCUAUGUCCCAUUUGGUCAGACAUUAACUGUUCCAAGAGAACAUGGAAGAGCUAAAAGAAAUUUAAUUCGAGGAAAGAAAGACCCUGCCCAGACAUCUAAUAGUGGAGUACUGCAGGUGCUCAUUAAGGAAGCAAAAAAUUUAACAGCUGUAAAAACAGGAGGCGUUUCAGAUACCUUUGUAAAAGGAUACUUGCUUCCUGACAACAACAAAGCUUCUAAGCACAAAACGCCGAUCGUGAAAAAAAGUGUAAACCCCCAGUGGAACCAUAUCUUCACCUACAGCGGUUUACAACCAAAUGAUCUACAAAAUGUCUCCUUAGAAUUAACGGUCUGGGACAAGGAAUCACUUUCCAGCAACGUUUUCCUAGGUGGCAUCAGACUCGGAUAUGGCAAUGGCCAUAGCUAUGGAAAUGAAGUUGAUUGGAUGGAUUCCCAAGGAGAGGAACAACACAUUUGGCUUCAGAUGAUAGGAAACCCAGGUGUCUUUGUGGAGAGCACAAUAAUGCUGAGAGCCAGCAUGGGAAAGCGCAAAUUUUGAGCCUGAUAGACUGAAAGAAUACAAUGUAAAAUACUACACACUGUCAAACUACUGUAUUUAUCAAGGCUGACAUGGUUGGGAUAAAUCUGUGACUGAAGACAUUUCUUUAUAAAAAUAAACCUGAUUUCACACCUUAGUUUUUGUAAAUAUAAUUUCCUUGGGAUUUUUAAAAAAUAAAGGAAAGCACCUGAUAUCUCAAAUAGUAUUCAUAAAAUAUUUUCUUCUAGUUGUUCAGUUGUGUCUGUCUCUGUAGAAUCAGGAGUUUGUAGAGGUUCACUACUUUAUUGAAAAGUAGCUAAUGAAGUUCUAGUCUCAAAUGCCACCAAUAAUUAAACUUAUCCCUACUUCCUGAUUUCACUGAGUUAGCAAUCUCAAAUGUUGAAAACCUUACCUGUGCAAUAACUCUACCAAGAUCAUAACUUAAGAAAAACAGGAUGCAGAGGAAAUCUUUUCCCAGCAUCUGUAACAAACAUAUUUCUAUUUUAUGGCAGACUUCACUCUUUCCAUAGAUUGGUCAUUUCAAAAACCUUGGUCUUUCUCUGCCACAGACUAUUUCAGGUAGAAAGAGAACAAUGAAGCUUAAGUCAAUCCCAAGAGUAAAUGAGUAAGCCCUACCUGAAUCUUUGUCUGACAUUGCUCCUUGUUUUAAUUACAGUUGUUACAACUUUCUGUGAGCAAGGGUAGUAUACAGUACCUCAGUGAAAAUGAAUUUUUUUAGGGUUAAAAGGAUGAAGUGUUGGUAUUUAAAAAUGGAUAAAAAUCAAACCGUUGAUGAACUGUAUUCCAAUUAAACAAUCUUAAAUGCUAAAACAAUUGAGAAUAAAUAAAACAGCAAAGCAUAAAUUAUUCUCCCAAGAAACCAACAGUUGUUAAUUAUUGUGGAAUGAUGUACUUGCUUCAGAAUCUACAAUGUAAAGCACAUUAUCCAAUUAAAAAAACCAGAAAGUAUGUGGAAACUCUUGGUUUUAGUCAUUGAUCCUUAUCAUUUUGGUAGAAAACUAAAAUGUAUCAAAAAUCAAUGAACUUACAAGUUCUCCUGAACAUUUCCUGAUGCUUUCACAUUCAAAACAAAGAGUCUGGAUUCUCAUCCUGUAAAUAUUCCACUUAAGCCACGCAAUUCUUUUGUGGAAAACUCCGAAGAUUCUAAAGGUGCUACAAGUUAUUCUUUUAUAAGUUAACUCAGCUGUCAUUAGAGCAACCAUUUUGUACUUUAGGAUUUUAGCUCAUUAACAAGAAUAGAAUAGUUUCAGCCACUGUGAAGUUAAAUAUUGUUUUAUAAAAAAAAUGCCGAUCAGUAAGGCGAAGUCUCCAUAGUCUCACUCUCUCAUUUGAGAGAGGUGACAUAGUGGGUUUAAUAUGAGGCUCGCCAUACCUCAGGUGAGGGGCAAAGUCAAGACCUGCAUGGUAAUCUCAGCCAGUGCAGAAAUUGAAGCCACACUAUGGCCUCACUCUGCAUUACAAACUAGCUGUCCAGCCCCAGCAGAGUUAAAUGUCCAUUCAGUCAUGGUUCUUUAUUAUGGCUUUAGUGACUAGAAAUGGGGAUUGGAACUCCAGAAUGGAUGCACUCGAUUAGUGAUAGCACACAAAGUCUUAACACCGAAUAUAUAUGUGGGGAUAUUAUUUUGGCUGAAAUUCUCCAGCCUAUUUCACAACAGUGACAAAGGAAUGAUAUCCACUUAGUUCAAUGUUUGGCCAGGGAACCAUAUUCUAUUGGGAAUCACCAACUUCGGCAGAGAAGGGUAGUGAGAAAAAAAUCUCAAGAUAAAAUAUUCAACAACAGUGAAGAGAUAUCGUGAUAGGUGUCGUAAUAAGAGUUCUCCAGUACUGGUGUGCUGGGAACAAAGUGCAUUCUGAGAAAUAAUUAAGUUCAACGUUAUCCUUUUGUUUGAAUUGUCAAAGUGAAAACCAUUGUAUUACAAAUCAGUGACUGUGUAAUUGUUACCAUUAUGAAUCAAGGAGAAAUGAUUAACUCCAGAAUUAAAUAUUUUUAAACUAAUAUUAUUACUUUAUCUAUUCCUGUAACAGAUUACCCAGCUCUUCUGUUUUAAACUUUGUGAUUUCACAAUAUACAUUUCUAUAGCUUUAAAGACAGCAUUUGUAAAACAAUUCCUUGUGACAUAAAAAUCUUCAUUGAUUCUAA